This is a messenger RNA of Coniophora puteana RWD-64-598 SS2, 702 nucleotides long. RefSeq lists its product as uncharacterized. NCBI's taxonomy places the organism in Eukaryota, Fungi, Basidiomycota, Agaricomycetes, Boletales, Coniophoraceae. The record is from RefSeq and is a predicted model, not a curated record. The transcript has 4 exons. The coding region runs from base 1 to 702 and encodes 233 amino acids.
AUGUCGAUGGGCUCCUCGUCAGUGAACCCUUCGCAGAUGGGCACUUGGACAAGGAAGCCUCUGACAGCAGAGCCUCUGUCGUUUGCUGACUCUUAUUCUCAAUCGACUGGCUCUCGAUCGACGGAAUCUCGGCCAUCGAGAUCAUGCAGUAGCCCCGACUUGUGCAGUCAUCAUGCUCAAGGACCUGCUGCUGGUGCGCGAUUGUCGGUGAAACUCUCAAAUGUUUCCGCGCGCGGGCUCCCCGAACUAUCAUUCUUCAACCUUCCACACACAUUCAACUUGAAGAUUAAACUCGGCGGACAAUCGCGAACAUGUCAAGGUACACUGGCAGGUUUCCGCGAUGGCGCCUUUCACUGGGACGGCCCCGAGUAUUUCACCGACGUAAAAGGCAACGCCAACAUCGAUCUCGAAGUCUGGUCCGACCACAACCACGACUACGGGCGCACGCAGAGCUCGCUGACCUCCCUCCGGUUCGACGCCAGCGGCACACACGACGAGUACGGCUGUCUUGAGCACGAAACUCGGACUUGGAAGGCCGUAUUUCGCAAGCCGCUCCAAGGAGCCGCUUUCUACAGACAAAGGGGGGCCGAGAUCGUGUUCACACUCUCUCUUACGACCAUCGGGACCAAGGGGUGGCUGCAGCGAAAGUGCACAGUGCCUCUAAGCUCGCAGGAGAGUCUGCUGAGCGAAGGCUCGGCAUGA